UGGGUUGGCUAGAACCCAGGACCGGCGCAGCGGGGCGGGCCCGGAGCUGGAGGAGGUUCACACAGUGCAGACUAGUUGGCUACGUCGAUCCGCUCUUCCUCGGAUUUGGCUGCCGCGCUCAGUUCCUCAGCUCGGGUAGCUCUGGCAGAGUCUGCGCGAUGGGCGACCGGGAAAGGCCGGAAGCGGCCAGGCCGGAGGAGGGUGAGAAAUUGUGUUCAGAGACAAAAGAAAAUGUGGUGAGGUCAGAGGAAGAGCCACUCCUAAGAAAGAGUUCCCGACGGUUUGUCAUCUUUCCAAUUCAGUACCCUGAUAUAUGGAGAAUGUAUAAGCAAGCACAGGCGUCUUUCUGGACAGCAGAAGAGGUUGACUUAUCAAAGGACCUCCCUCAUUGGAACAAGCUUAAAUCCGAGGAGAAGUAUUUUAUCUCCCACAUCUUAGCCUUUUUUGCAGCCAGUGAUGGAAUUGUAAAUGAAAACUUGGUUGAGCGUUUUAGUCAGGAGGUGCAGGUUCCAGAGGCUCGCUGCUUCUAUGGCUUUCAGAUUCUCAUUGAGAAUGUCCACUCGGAGAUGUACAGUUUACUAAUAGACACUUACAUCAGAGACCCAAAGAAAAGGGAAUUUUUAUUUAACGCAAUUGAAACAAUGCCAUAUGUUAAGAAAAAGGCAGACUGGGCUCUGCGCUGGAUAGAAGAUAGGAAGUCUACUUUUGGGGAAAGAGUGGUGGCCUUUGCUGCUGUAGAAGGGAUUUUCUUCUCUGGAUCAUUUGCUGCUAUAUUCUGGCUAAAGAAGCGAGGCCUCAUGCCUGGACUGACUUUUUCAAAUGAACUGAUCAGCAGAGAUGAAGGACUUCACUGUGACUUUGCCUGCCUGAUGUUUCAGUACUUGGUAAACAAGCCUUCAGAAGAAAGAGUCAGAGAAAUCAUUGUUGAUGCUGUUAAAAUUGAGCAGGAGUUUUUAACGGAAGCCUUGCCCGUUGGUCUCAUUGGCAUGAAUUGUGUUUUGAUGAAACAGUAUAUUGAGUUUGUAGCUGACAGAUUGCUUGGAGAACUUGGAUUCUCAAAGAUUUUUCAGGCAGAAAAUCCCUUUGAUUUUAUGGAAAACAUUUCGUUAGAAGGGAAGACAAAUUUCUUUGAGAAGCGAGUUUCUGAGUAUCAGCGAUUUGCAGUCAUGGCAGAAACCACAGAUAACGUCUUCACCUUGGACGCAGAUUUCUAAAGCCCUCCUCAUAAUUUUUUUUUUUUUUUAAAUAGAAUCUGGUUGUGAUGUUACACGACUUUAGUCCAGCCCUCAAAGAAGCUGAGGGCAGGUGGAUCUCUGAGUUUGAGGAUGAUCAGGGAUCCAUACUGAGAUCUGUCUCAAAAACAAAAUAACAACAAAACCAAACAAAACACAUGGAAACCUUUGGUUGGUAAAUAGCAAUCUAUUUUUCUGUCUUUUUGAAACUUUGAGUAUCUCAUUUAAGGAAAUGAGAGUUUGAAUAGAGGGAAAUCUAAAACUAAAUUCUAAAUGAUUUGAUUUUAUCUAAAUGUACUUCAGUUUAUUUAUACAACCAGAGUGUGACUUAAGCACUUAAGAUGGCAUUAAGAGUGUAGAUUGAUGAGUCAGGUGUGAGCUUGACAUUCUGUCUUACUCCUCGGUGUGACCUUGGCAAGUCAGUUAAUCCCUGUAAACUUCAGGACAUUUAUCUGUAAAAUGUGUAUAAUAGUAAGUCCCAAAUUCAUGGAGGCACCAGAGGAUUAAUAUACAGAAAUAGUUUGUUUAUCUAAUACUUUCGCCUCCACUACCUCAACUGCUAAUUAAUAUUAGCCACAAGAUCAAGUACAGUGACAUUGUGAUGCAGUCCACUCCUCUCCAAAGUGAGUGGGACUCAGGGUUGGAUUGAGAAAAGGAGUUCAUUAGAUCUUUGUGUUUUUAAUGCUUGCAGAAAGAAUAUAAGGAUCUCCUUAGAGAAAUCAGAAUUCUCAUCAACCUUUGAAUUCAUCAAUCUGCAAUAAAGCUCUUAAGUGCUUAGUGUGGAAGGCUUAUGGAGUAGAAUCCAGGUUACCGUGAUUGUGGGUCUUGUAAGCAGAGUGAUUCUUCUUUAGAAAUUAAAAGGAUAGCUGUUGCCAAGUACAGCCCUGGAAUGUUCAGAACCUGGAUAGAUGGGCAUUUCUCAGAAUUUUAUUCUCAGAGCUUGUAGAUCUUCCAGAGUUUUGUGACAGAAAGAGAUGCGGUGGCCAGUGGACUUGGGGAAGGCUGUGCACCCCAUUCCUUCCUAGAGUGGAGUCAGCACAGCGGCUGAGGAGGUGCCAUACAGAGGGCUCACCUUGCUGCCCACAUGUAUGCAACACAAGCCUGUCAGCACCUCCCACAGCUAUGGAGUGCACUGGGAAAGCUGGCCUAGAAUCAUUUAUAUACACUGGAAAUGGUCGAGAGAAGGGAGGUGGGAGGGAUUAGUGAGCCAUUUUGGAUUUGUGCCAAUCAGAGAGUGAUUUAAGGUUGACUUCAUUUUUAUGUCUAUAUCCUCUUAAAUCUCGAUGCUGUUAUAAAGGAAUGUUCUUUUAAUGGACUGUUUAUGCUGCAUGAUAAGAUAAUGAGGGAGGUGGAAGUCUUCCUAAGAAAGAUGCAGAAAGGCCAGGAGCCAGGACACCUGGGCUGUGUGACUUUCUUCAUUUUCAGGAAAGUAUCAAGAGGAAGCCUAAACCCCAUCAAACCCUGGUCCCCUACUCAGUAAAUGCAAGCACGAGGUCCUGAGGUCCCUAGCACCCCCAUAAAAACCAUAGCAGCACACACUCAUACGCCUACCUGCACACACACAUGCACACAUACAAAGUACACAUAAAAUUGUGGCAGCUGAAAUUCAGAGAUUUAUCUCUGUUUAAGUUUUUGUUCUAUUUGUUCUACAACUAUCUGAUCAAAACUCAGAAUCCUAAAUGAAUGCAAGAGAAGCGGGCCAUAAUUCCAUUGUUAAAGGGAGUACCCAAGAUGAACAUUUUGACUUAAUGGUCAUACUGGUUUUUGGCUAUGUCCUUCCCAUUGGUAAUUAGAUCACCCAGUAGCCCUCUAAGCGUGACAGAGUAGCUAUUACUAAAACAUGGAGAGUGGAAGGAGGACCUCAGAAGCUGAAAAACUUGACUGGGACUUUACAGUCACUCUCCUUAUGCUAUAAUAUGUCAAAGCUGUCAUAUCUUUUAAGCUUUAUCCAUCAUAAUUUAUUUUGCCUAUUCCUUUAUUAAUCAAACUAUCACAUACUACCACAGCAGAGUAUCAAACUAUCACAGACCUUGGGGUAUGUGAGUAGUAUGUUCCAAGGUUUUUAUCUACUAUCACACAAAAGCAGCUAAAAUUUAAUUAUUAAAGCUAAAACUUUAAUAAACUUUAAUUUAUUAUUCUGUCAGACUGAAAGAAAACAGUUUUAAAAGUGUACAUUCUGAAAGUUUAAAGUCUAGCUCUUCAUGAGUAGUGACAGGAACCUUUACGUGAUACACAUUAUUAGUAGCAAGAAGGAAAACUGUAUUUGAAGGAAGUCUUCAUACUGAAAAACUUAAUUCUUACUACCCUGUUACAUUGUUACAUUGCUGCUCUCAGUGUUCUGUACCCUCUCAAUGCCUCCGGGUUGCACAUUUAUUUAUUAUAUAUUUUGGUUCUUAGGUAUGGAAGAAUCAAGAAGUUAUAAAAUGUCUUUUUAGUAUCUCACAGAUAAUGAAAAAAUCAAGAUGCAUUUCUCUUUUUUUACAGCACAUAUGUUUCAGAGAACUUCAAUUUAUCAUAGAACUAUGUUUUUAUAUUUUAAGAUGAUAAAAAACCUUGUUAUAACCAUAGUUUAAAUACAUGUUUUAUUAAAUACACAUAGAAUCAUGAUAUAUAAGAACUUUGGAUGAAUUUUUUUUUGCAGGGCUGAGUUUCAAUAAUAAAGAGUUAUUUUUAUGAUACAGACUA
Molecule: messenger RNA, 3917 nt
Organism: Arvicanthis niloticus (Nile rat)
Lineage: Eukaryota; Metazoa; Chordata; Mammalia; Rodentia; Muridae
Gene: Rrm2b
Product: ribonucleotide reductase regulatory TP53 inducible subunit M2B
Biological process (GO): deoxyribonucleotide biosynthetic process
Cellular component (GO): cytosol
Molecular function (GO): ribonucleoside-diphosphate reductase activity, thioredoxin disulfide as acceptor
Source: RefSeq, a predicted model, not a curated record